AGCAACUCUGCCGUUCAGUCGAAAUCCAACGCUCAGCCGAAGCACAUGUCCCAACUCUGUUUACAAACAAUCCCAACUACGCACUCACUCACUUUAGCUGCUGGAGAAGAAAAAGUCUCAAAUUCCCGAACCUAAUUUUCGAGUAAAAAUAUAUUUUUUUGAACACUACUUUUCCUAUUCCCGACCUCCGUACUUACUCAAAAAGUAAGAAUUAGAGAAGGAACGAAGCUGGCUACUUUCCACGACCGACAAGUUUUUGAAUCCUCGUCAUUUUCGUCGUGUUCUUCAUCCAGAAUUUCGACAGUUUCGACUUCUCCUUCAUCUUCCUCCUUGACUUUACUACUGCCCAAUGAAGCCCAUUUUCUACAACACUAUACGGCAAGAGAGCACCAUAAGGAAACCACUUUUCUAGACAGGAACAAGUAUUAUUUUAGGGGAGGAAGAAGAAUUGAAAAUUUACAAAUACCGGCCAGAAUUAUUACGGCUUUGCUAGAGUCGUACGCAUUUGAGGUGUUUCGCCGGACAAAUUUUAUACGGGGUGUGAUACAUGUAAUUAACUAUUAAUCAUAGUAGUGGAUGAAAAUGGAAGCGCUGUCGAGUUGAUACUCCGGCAAGAAGUAAGAUAGAGAAGUGAUUGUAUUUUGACAUAGUUAAUUGGAUAAUCAAAGAUAGAAAUCCGUCUUCUGCUAGUCCUUCCGGGAAAAAAAGUUUAUAGGAAAUUGAUAUACCGGCAUUUUCGUCGUGUUUUGGAUCUGAAAGAGAAAAACUGUCUGGACGAAUGCAAAUCCUGUUAAUUAUUUAAAACUGUUGAUUGAUUGAUUAAUUGGAGAAGGAAAGAGACCACAAAUCUCUUGGGUUUGACUGUUCAUUCAUUUACAAGUGGAUCUCAAUUAUCUCACCAAUCUCACGCACGUCACUCUUUUUGAAGAAUCAGAGGAAAUUAUCAUCAUCUAUCAUGGCUCCGAAUCGAAGAGCAAAGAAUGAUCAUGGAGGCAACCAUGGGGGCAGUGGGGGUGGUGGUGCCGGCGGCGGUGGGGGUGGUCCUGCCCACAAUCAACGCAAUGGCAACCAACACGGACGAAAUGGAAUGGCUUCAUCGCCGAUGAAAUGCGUCCGCCCCAAGGGAUGUCUCGAACCGAAGCGUCUAAUCUACAUGGAGGAUAUCGAAAGUGGAUCGAUCGAAGUGGUGCGAGUUGCAUGCAACAAUCUGCAAUGCGAGCAAGGAAAUUACAUGCAUUCCGAGUGUUUCGCCGAUUGGGAAACAUCGGUCUUGAACUUCCUCAGCUCCACUGGCCGAGCUAGAUCUUGGUCGGUGAAACAGCGACAACAAAACUUGUGGACAAAGAAGGGUUACGAUAUUUCGUAUCGUGCAUGUGGCUGCAACUGUGGAAAAGGUCACCUUCGCAAAGAUUUGGAUUGGAUCUCCCCCACGGAGAAAUUGGACCGAAUCGCGGCCGCGAACCCAAAUCCACCCGCCGCUCCGGCUGCUGCGGCCGCAGUCGCAGCCCAAGCACAAGAAGAAGUCGCUGCUCCGAAUCAACAUAAUGCAAACAAUCAGAACCGCGACAAUGCUGCCGCUGUUGCCGCCGCCGCUGCUGUUGCUGAAGAGAGAAAGAAGAAAAAGAAGAAGGCGAAAGAAAACCUGCCCACACUUUCUCUCUCCGCUCCGGUGCCCCAUCCGAAUGAUAAUCAUAGCCGAAAAGUGGCUCCUGUUGCAAGUGCUCCCAUCAAGGCGACAACCUCGACCUCGUCUGACCCCACUUCUUCGUCAUCUGCAUGCAAUUCUGGGGGCUCUGCAGGCUCCUCUUCUUCCAGUGGGAUAGGAAGCUUUGGAAGUUCAGAUUCAGAUUCCCCCUCGCCACCGUCAUCCGGCCCGUGGAAUCUUCCCGAAUCCGCGUCCCUGUAUCGUGACAGGGUCAACAGUCUUUCCUCUAAUGCUUCCGGCUCUUCGGGAGCUUUUUCUGCUGCGUCUGGAUCUGGAUCGCCUCCUUCUCCUGGGGCACAGUUUGGAUCUCCAGCCUCCACCAGCUCCAUGCUGGCACAGAAUUUCUUCAAAUUCCAGAGAAAGAAUUCCAACGGGGGUGACCGAAUUCGGCACAACUCGACGGGAAGUUUGUUCUGUCGUCGCAAUGACUUUUCCAGCUUCAACUUUCUCCCAAAACAAAAACAAAACUCGUACCACAUUAAGAUGGACGAUGAUGGGCAUGGGAACGAUGACAUGAGGUUCGUGGUGCUGGCGACGCUGCAGAAUCAGCGGAUGACGAAAGUGAAUUGUUGCAUGUGCCAGUCCAACAUGAUUAUUUACGAUCGCUAUCCCCUCAUCGAUGGAACUUUCUUCAUCGCACCGAGAAAAUAUGGCAAGGAAUCGAUCCCGAUGAUGACCACAUCUCCAACCUCGGGCGCGGACGGAGUGUCCAACACGCGCUACUUGACCGCGAUCUGUAUGCACUGCCUCUCUGGAAAGCAAGGUGGAUACGUUUGUCGCGGAUGUGGGAAGGCGUUCGAUGGAACGGCCAUCAUCAUCGGAGCGAUCUACAGCUACGACGUGUUUGCGUCGAUGGCUUGUUGCCGUAAAAGAGUCGAGUGUGGAAACUGCCGAGCAGUAUUGCACAGCGAGCAGUACAAAUAUUUCUGCCAGGGAAGCAACCUCAUCCGCUGUUACCGCUGUGGAUUCAUGGACUUCCACUUUGCCAAGGCUUUGGAGUCCGUGUACGAGAGGGUCGCACCGGACCAGUUUGACAAAAUAUUGAGGAUGCAAAAGUAAUUAUUAUGUAAUAAGUUAAGUUGGAGGAAUUAUCUCCAACAUUUAUUUAGUGGGUAGACUUUAGAAGAAGAUGAGUUAGAAAAAAACUGGUGAAUCAUCAUAUUUACCUUUUAUAAUAGAUCAGCAUACAUAAAAAUUUCUUGUAUAAUGAUAUAAAAAUAAUAAUAAGAAAUAAAUGAUAUAAAAAUUCCACCGAUUCAAUAAUA
Molecule: messenger RNA, 2970 nt
Organism: Folsomia candida
Lineage: Eukaryota; Metazoa; Arthropoda; Collembola; Entomobryomorpha; Isotomidae
Product: headcase protein
Exons: 10
Coding region: 956-2764 (602 amino acids)
Source: RefSeq, a predicted model, not a curated record